Umbelopsis ramanniana AG is the source of this 1305-nucleotide messenger RNA. RefSeq lists its product as uncharacterized. The record is from RefSeq and is a predicted model, not a curated record. The coding region runs from base 1 to 1263 and encodes 420 amino acids. The transcript is spliced from 8 exons. Lineage: Eukaryota; Fungi; Mucoromycota; Umbelopsidomycetes; Umbelopsidales; Umbelopsidaceae.
AUGGAUGUCAACAGUCAAAUCAACACCGUAUGGCGAGUAUGCGAUAACAAUCCUGAUCAAACAUGCCACUGCGACUGGCGCUUGACUAUUAAGAAUUGCGCAGAAGAACGAGUGAUGAAUAUCGUCUACAUCAUCAACAUUGCCCUGUCCGCACUCACCGUCAUCUUUGGUAAAUUAUUGGCCUGUAUAUGCUGGGAAAACGAGUCUUUUUUCAAGGUCAUAGCUUUAUGGUCCGAAGUGAAGGGAGGGGACUUUUCCGACCAAAGCCUGUGGAGUGUCUCUUAUUGUUCAUCACUAUUUUCAGCAUAUGUCAGCUUUACUCAUAAUGCGUUUUCUCUUUUCUGUAGUGCGUUUGGAAACAUGAUUUUCCGCUCCUUCAUUUUCGAAAUACCAUGGCAAUGGGGGUUUGGUGGCUUUGUACUCUAUUUGAUUGGCAUUGCACAAACUCUUGCAGAUAGUCACAAGGCCAUCUCAACGGGAUGGUUACCAUCGCCGGUUCUGGUUGAUGUCUUCGGAUUUUCUCUGUUGCUCCUUCCAUUCAUUGCAAAUAACACCUGCUCUCUCAUUGCUGGAGCUAUGCUGGAUGCCGGUCAUGAUAGAGUUGCUGUAAUUUUCAUACGACUACUGUAUGUAUUUUGGUUCGUUGAAGAUUCUACUCUGGCUAUCUCGGUCGUGUGGGCUGGAUCACGCCUAGUUCGGCUAUUGACUCGCCACUUGUUCCAAUUUCGGGUCACUGGUGAACGAUACUCGUCCAUCAAAGGUGGCAUUUUAAAGAUCAAACUAGUUAUUGUCAUUGCUGGCAUCGGUCUCAGUGGGUUCGCUUCAUUCUUACUUCUAUAUGGAAUUUUGCGCGACUAUAUUAUGACCAGUACGGUCGGUAGUGCUAUUCUAGGUGGUAUCUGGACUUGGCUUGGGGCUUUCAUGUGUAUCUCAUGUGAAGCAGCAGUGGCCAUAAGUCCUAAAAUGGCCGCUCCUUCUGUCGGUCUCCCAGAUUCUUCAGUAGAUCCGUACACGGGUAGAACAGGUGUUUCUAGUGGAGGUGGCUUUUCCUCUCAUCAUUCCAAAGGCGAAGUUGAAAGUUAUGGAAAAUACAGUCCCAGUCCUGCUGCCUUGGUGGCUUUGCAUACGAUUAGCAACUCGCCUUCUUGUUUUGCCCCACAUUAUGAAGAGGAGAAAUAUUACAGUCCUACUGGUUUACCCAUGGAUGAAGGUAUAGGUUCUGGAACCUUGUCCGAGAUUCGGCUCAUAGGUGAAGCCAAGUGAAAAGCAGCUAGAUUGACUUACACCUGUUCUCUUUUCCGCCCG